GUUAAUUUUGAAUGGUAAACGUUAUCAUAACCUCACUCGCACCGCUACGUCAAACAUCAGUUGAAGAAUAAUUUAUACAUUAGCAUGAACUCUGUAUCACCAAACAUAUGUGUGUUCGACGAUAGUGUUCGUGUUGUAAUUAAUACAGCUGCGUGGAACGAUCAGUGCGCAUGCGCCGUGUGAAACCACGUCAUUCACGUAGAGUUAUGAUUGGAGAGGCCACGUGCUGAGUUUCCAGUGCGCGUUCUCGUCUGUCUACCUGCUCCUGGCUGUGUAAUUAACCAUGAAUGACACUUAUAGACUGUCUGCAUGAAGCUGCAGCUGCUUGAAGGAGGACCGUGGACUCGGAGGUGCUUGCAGACCAGACAUGUCUAACCUCAAGCCCAAAGCAGAGAGCCAGAGCGAUGAGGCAGAGGGCCCGGAUGGAGGCUGGGGCUGGGUGCUGGUCGGUGCCCUGUUCGUCAGCACGAGCCUCGUGUUCGGCCUGAUGCGCAGCUUGGGGAUCUUCUUUGUAGAGUUUGUGCAGUACUUUGAUGAGAGCGCUCAGGCCAUCUCCUGGAUCUCAUCCAUUGGCCUGGCUUCACAGCAGUUCUUCAGUCCGUUGGGUGCAGCACUCUGUAAUGCAUAUGACACGCGGAUAGUGGUGAUGACGGGGGGCUGUCUCUCUGGACUCGGCCUCAUACUUGCCUCCCGGGCCACCUGUCUUGUUCACCUCUACCUCACUAUGGGUGCCAUUUCAGGUUUGGGCUGGGGGCUGGUCUUCACUCCCAUGGUAGCUACAGUCAUGGCUAACUUCACUCGGCGGCGCGCCCUGGCGUUGGGACUGGCGUUUUCCAGCGUUGGGAUCUCUUCCUUUGCUUUCAAUCCACUCUUCCAGCUGCUGGUGGAGACGUACGCCUGGCGAGGGGCCCUUCUGAUUCUGGGGGGUCUCAGCCUCAACAUUGUGCCCUGCGGGGCCCUCGUCCGUCCAAAGCGACGCCCUAAAGCCCCAGCAAAGGCAGAUUCAGAGAGCAGACCAUCAUGUGCUUCCCUGCUGCACAGAGUCUCCUCCUACCUGGAGCUGUCCCUGCUCCUCGAGAGGCCUUAUUUGACCUACACCCUUGGCGUCUCUCUUCUUAACGUUGGCUACUUCGUGCCAUAUUUCCACCUGGUGGCCCACAGCCGCCAGACUGGCUUCUCGGAGUACCAAGCUGCUUUCGUCAUGUCAGCUGCUGGCGCUUCAGACAUUUUGGGCCGUGUAGUGUCAGGCUGGUUCGCAGACCUGGGUCGCUUUCGGCUGAUUCAUUUACUGAGCUUGUGGACAACGCUGGCAGGAGUGUUCAUCAUGCUGCUGCCUGUGAGCACCUUGUCCGGAUCCUACGCUGCGCUGAUGGUGAUCAGCCUCUUCUACGGCUUCUGCUCUGGGACGCUGACCUCAGUGGUCUUCGCGGUGGUGCCCAAGAUUGUGGGUGUGGAGCGCUUGAUGGGGGCCCUCGGGCUGCUGCAGCUGCUCGAGAGCGGCGCGGGACUUCUGGGGACACCUCUGUCAGGGUUUCUAAAGGACGUCACAGGCAACUACAUCACUUCCUUCAUAGUGGCUGGCGGUUUCCUCAUUCUUAGUACUUUAACCUUUGCCACCCUGCCGCACUACUUCUCCUGGACAGAUCCACCUCCUCCUCAAAGAUGUUCCCGCCACGACGACAAAGAUAUGGGUUUAAAUUCAGAGUUGGAACAGAUGAAUAGUUUGUCUUCAGCGUGAUUCAUCGAGGACUUUAGUGAUGAUCUUGUGAAAUAAUCAGGCUUUAUAAUCUGCAACACUGUGGAGGUUUAAGGGUUCAAGAGCCUAAUUAACACUCUUCAUCCAGCCAAUGUAACGAUGCACCAAAAGACACCAUCAGUUCGUAGGCUGCUGCACAUGUGUUUGCAUUAUACCUCAGAGAUUUGGACCCAAAGAAAGAAGCUUACUGUGAAAACUGACAGCAUAAAGGGGCCAAUAAGUUCCUCAUCCUGUUACACAUCGUAACCUCAGUUUAACUUUUAGGCCACAAUCAGCCUAAAAGGAAAUACUGGGCAUUUAAAUACUUUAUUUAGCAAUAAACAGAUGUGUGGUAACUGUGCAUGCACAGCACAUGCAAGUUAUUAAUAUUAUUAUUAUUACACAUACCAUCAAUGUUUCAUAAGAAGCAGAAAACUAUUUUAUUGUCUUGGUUUGUGUGAAUGUAAGGUUUGUGUCUGUAAGACAGACCAGCAUAUUUAAAUUUUGCACGGACAUGAUUAGUCUUUAACUUUCACUUAUAUAUCUAGUGAUAUAUUAUUUUAAGGAGGCACAGAUGACAUAGCACAAUAGACACAGCUGAUCAGCAUGACUGGAUUAAUUCACUCUUGGCCCCCCUACAGGGCCCCUGUCCCAUUUAUUGUGUAUGUACGCCAUCAUCUCCAACUAACUGGUAAAUACUAUGGCUACACAUGACAACAUUAUUUUUCACGGACACCUUGUAAACAAUGAUGAGCCUCCUGUGGUAUGUAUGUCCAGCAUUUUAAGAAAUAUUUAAAAACAUGCACUAUAUGUGCACAGUAUCUGAAAUAAUAACUAGAUUUUUAUUUAAGGCCACUCUACAAGACAGAGCCUCCGGUAAUGACGCAGGGCCUGUCAUAAGUCCUUUAGUGUUACAGCUAAUAUUGUGCUUUAUUGGUGUUCUUCCAAAUUUUACAAAAAAACAAAUUGUGAUUGGUCUUCUGUGGUCUUACACUUCUGUGUAAUUUGUGAAUGUAGAUUAUGAAUGAAAGAAACUGAAUUUCUUAAUGAUUAGCUGAAGCCUUUUGUGCUGCUCACUGUGAACAUUUACAAUGAGCUGCAGACACCAGUACUGUUUCCAGCGACUCUUUCAGCCUCAGGACUUUGACUUUACACCAGUGCAUCACUGGGCAGAAAUACAAGUGCAUUUUCCUACCAUAAAAUCAUUGCUUGCAUAAGUUUGUACUUUUUGUAAACCCAAAGCCAAGACUGUGUUUGUAGGUCAGAGAUGUUUGGCUUUGAGAACAGCUGAAUAAACACCAGGCUCAUAGAGCAGAGACAACACGAUCACUGUGACCUGCUGGUUACUGGCAGCUGAUGAAUAAUUUAGCUUUUUUAAUUGCUGAAAUGUGAAAAAUGUUUGUCUUAACCAUGUUUUCCUGGCAGUCUGUGAUUAGACCUUGCACUCAAUCAUGCAGGCUGCAACCUGACACUGUUAUACGU
Chelmon rostratus (copperband butterflyfish) is the source of this 3217-nucleotide messenger RNA. RefSeq names its product solute carrier family 16 member 13 (gene slc16a13). The record is from RefSeq and is a predicted model, not a curated record. Lineage: Eukaryota; Metazoa; Chordata; Actinopteri; Chaetodontiformes; Chaetodontidae. Gene Ontology annotation, biological process: transmembrane transport; monocarboxylic acid transport. The transcript is spliced from 6 exons. Bases 368 to 1738 code for a protein of 456 amino acids. Gene Ontology annotation, molecular function: monocarboxylic acid transmembrane transporter activity.